AUGGAGAAAUUAGGCAAUCUUUUUGAAUUCUUUGUCACUGCUGGGAUCAAGACUAAUGAUCAAGAUGUGAUUCUUUAAUCAUGCACUACUUCAAAUAAGAAGGAUCUUGCUAUACUAACGAUAUUCCCAAAUCCAGUGGAACGAAAGAUGAACCAUGUUUUAGCAGAUAUCGCCAUGUGGUGCUUCCCCUUGGGAGUGAAGACCAUCAAAGAGGGCGACACCAGAUUUAAUAAAAUAGAAGAAUAUUUCAAAGAGGAUGACAUUCAGGCAUCCACAAACGAGAUCAAUUACUUUGUUAUCAAUGAUUUUAAAUAGCACAUCAAGUUUUAUUGCACAUCAGCAUGCUUCUACGAAAAGAUGUUCUUGAUAAUGCCCCCUAAUGACAAAUUGAUGUAGGUCUUUGUGCCUAAGGCUUUCUGUGUCAUAUCUCGAUAUCCUGCUUUCAUUACUCAAAGGAGUUUUUUGUUGCAAUUGCUCAAAAUCCAGAAGCUACGUCUCUCGCAAAACAGGGAAAGAGAUAAAAUAAUUACUAUCAAAAGGGGACAACAGGAAUACUAAAUUGAAGAAAUCAAACUCUAUGACUUUUAUAUUCGAACAGCACUUACUUAAUGUCCUAUCGUAUAGGAUAACGUAGAAUACAGGUUAAAGUUCAGCAGUUCUGAGAUCUGGAUGAACUACUAUGUCUCCAACUCACAUUUAACAACUCACUUUUCUAUUUUUAAGUUGUCAAAUAACCUCUUCGAUGUUCUGAUCUUCAACUAACCCAUCUUUAAUUUGUACAAGUUACUUUUAUACAUGAUGCUGGAGUAUCAGAUUAUAAUAGUAUCUCGCAAACCCGCAGGAAUCACAUUAUUUUGUCAAUCAUUAGUGGAAUUGCUUGCUCCAUUGCAAUGGCGUGGUCUCUUUAUUCCAUUUCUGAGACCUGGCUCAUUUGAUUUUCACAAAUCCCAACUACCCUACAUCAUUGGUUUGGAUAGAAAUCUCUAUGAAAUAUCUGAAAAACCAUUGCCCAAAGAACUAAAACGAGUCAUUUAUGACAUUGACGAUGGACGUAUUCUUUCCAGAUCAGAUGAUCCCAAAUGUCCAAAAUAAUAUCAAAAUUACUUCAUUCGAAAAAUGAAUACAGUUUUUGCAGAACUUAAAUUCUAUGAGAAUGAAAUCUUUGAAGAAGGCAUCAUGAAAUAUCGAUAAGCUUUUUAUAAUUUUAAGUUACUAAUGUUAAAUGAUAUCUAUAAGUACUUUAGUACUGAUACAUCCAACUAGAAAUCAGAGAAAAAGAUUGUUAUGUUUGAUUAUAAGAAAUUUCUUAAUUCCUUUGAGAGUUAGGAUCAACUCUUUUUCUUGCAAUUUCUUAAAACUUUAUCAUUUCAAUAAUUUGUAAAGGAUCUCUAUAAGGUUAUGGAAUACAGAGAAGAAUUCAUUAAAAACAAUAUCCAAAAUGUAGAGUACUAUUUCAGCAGUGUACUACAAUUCUUUGAUGAUGUAAGAUUUCUCAGUAUCCGUUUUGGAGAAUAAACCCUUGAUGACAAAUUAGUCAUUUUAGAAAAUCUGCAAAAUAAUUAUAUCAAAGCAGUUCUUGAAAGGAAAAAUGAAUCCAGUAAUUAUAAAGUAGUAGAAAUGAAAACAACUGAUUUCAUUCCUGAAUAUUUGGAGCAUCUUAAAAACAGUAGUCUCAAUCUUAGUAUGGAAAUGCAAGCCUUAGCCAAAUUCAUUUAGACAGCUCCCUAAUAGGAAGAGAUUGUUGUUGAAUAACAAUAAAGAAUAGUGUAACAAGGUGGACCAGACAUGCAUCAAUCAGAAGAAUAAGAUAACAUCUCUUAAUAAUCCUCUAAAAUUCAGUCAGAUAAAUCAGAUCAACAUAGUUAAUUUCAUCAUUCAUUGCCUCCAUAAGAAAAGGUUAAUUGGGAAUUACAAACUAUAGCUGUAAGCAAUGCUUCAGAAUAUAGAAAAUAAUAUUAAGUUAAACAUCUAAAUCUAAUUAGUAAAAGGAAUACUUUCAGAAAAAAGAAUCUACUAGAAAAUGAAGAGGAAGAAGAACAAAUGCAAUUGAAUCAGAACACAAAUACAAACAACUUCAUUGUGACCAAUAUUGCAGAUAAGAAUAUGCUGAGUCUGCCUGUCAAAGAUAAUUAAUCAAUGGCAGCUAGAUCCUAUUUCAACAAGAGUAUGGUUCCAUUAAUUGGAGAUUAUGGAAAUGCUGAGAUUAUGGUACCUAAUUAAGAUAACAUGAUUUGA
Molecule: messenger RNA, 2235 nt
Organism: Paramecium tetraurelia
Lineage: Eukaryota; Ciliophora; Oligohymenophorea; Peniculida; Parameciidae
Exons: 6
Biological process (GO): regulation of Rab protein signal transduction
Cellular component (GO): cytoplasmic vesicle
Source: RefSeq, a predicted model, not a curated record